Messenger RNA from Canariomyces notabilis, 2005 nucleotides. RefSeq lists its product as uncharacterized. The record is from RefSeq and is a predicted model, not a curated record. Lineage: Eukaryota; Fungi; Ascomycota; Sordariomycetes; Sordariales; Chaetomiaceae. Gene Ontology annotation, molecular function: DNA-binding transcription factor activity, RNA polymerase II-specific; zinc ion binding. Gene Ontology annotation, biological process: regulation of DNA-templated transcription. The coding region runs from base 362 to 2005 and encodes 547 amino acids. The transcript is spliced from 4 exons.
CCUAGAUCUGCUUGAAGCUCUGAGUAUCAUGACGGCUAACAGCGUCCGCCAAGGAAUAUUCCUCUUUGAGCGUGAUAUCGCCCGAGUUUGGCGCCACGCCUAGCGCUGACUAAGUUUGCACGCGAGACAACUUCAGACAAGAUAGUCGUUAACGAAGGAUCGCGACUCGGAGAUAUGCUGCGGGGUGAAGCCGGACUCGAAACCUUGAAAGGCCUCCCGAGACGCCAUAAAGGGCUGCAGCUGCACAUCUCGCCUAAUGGGGACUAUUCGGGCUGGUCUGGCUUUUUCUGGGUCACGUCAAUCACACGGUCACACGGAAAGCUGAACAGGAAGCAACCCAUGAAUACGGGAGAUCGACGACAUGGUUGGAGUGCCAGGGCGCUCGCAGGCUUGCUCGACAUGCCGCGAGCGGAAAGUCUCUUGCGACGCGGCGAAACCACACUGCAAUCGCUGCGUGAGGACAGGCCGGCAAUGUGGCGGCUACCAGCGUCCGCGCGUGUUUGUAAACCAAUUCUCCGAGACGCAGACGCCUCUCGGCAGCAACAUGAAAAAGCCACGGACACGACGACAUGCCCCCAAAUGGGCCGUGUACUGCGCUCCCAUACCCGGCAGCGACACGGUAACAAUGUCAACAGCCUUGACAGCCGCAGCCCUGCCUAAAUCGCCCGACCCACACCAGCCGCAGCAGCACCAGCUCAUCGCGCAGCUCAUCCAGGCCUUCUGCCCUCCCAUGGACCCGACGCUGCGGCCUAGCGAGCGGAUCCACCACUACUGGGUGCACUGCCUGCCGAGCAUCCACGGCCGAGGCUUCGCAGUGCUCGACAAGGCCAUCAUGACGCUGUGCGCGGGGUUUCUCGGCCGCGUCAUGAGCGAUGAGUGUCUGCAGCAGCGCGCCAUGACCAUGUACGGCGAGGCGCUGCGCGGACUGUCGACCGUCAUGGCGGCGCCCAAUUUCGUGGCCAGCGACAGUCUGCUGGCAGCUGUUAUGUGUCUCGGCAUGGCAGAGGUGUACUCGGCCCCGACGCAGCCUGCGCAGGACAUCGGAUGGGCUAGCCACAACAAGGGCGGCUGCGAGCUGCUCGUGUCGAGGGGGGCUAGUAUUUUGCAGAGCGAGCUAGGCCGCGGCCUGCUGCUACGCUUCCGCGUUACUGGGGUAUGGACCCAACUUGUCUACGAACCGCAUCGUGCUAUACUGAAUUCUGGGUCUGGAACCCCCACAAAACAGCUUUAUACAGCCGUUGGCAAGCGAAAACCGUUUCCCUUCGCCGACCCGCAGUUAAGACAGAUCUCCAAGGCGGCCAAUCAGAAUUAUUACGACAGCCUUAUCGACGCCAUGGUCGACAUCCCCGGGCUGCUGCACGAUCUUGACACCUUGCGCCAAGGGGUCUUUAUCUCCAAAGACGACCUGCAAGACAUCCUAGCGCGCAGCAAAGCGACGACGGCAGGCCUCGGCGCGUGGCUGGUCGAGUUUCUAGCCGAGAACCGCUCGGCGUAUCACUGCGUUUGCGUCGACAGACCACGCCCACGCCCACAUCCAAGAGGUGACCGUGCUUAUGAUGAUGUCGACCUGUUCCCCCACGCUGGCGCGUUCCGCUUCCAGAAUCUCCUGGCCGCCCAGGCCGUGACCCAUUUUUGGGCUGCUCUGGUUGUGCUGGCGCGGUGUGUUGCCGCGUGCCAAGCCCUGAGCAGGGGCAGUGCGGACAUGGACUUGGAGAGGGAGGUUGACGAGGAGGAGGCAAUCGUGACAGAUCCUCGAGUGCUUGGGUGUUGCUUCGCAGACAUGAUCUGCUCUACCGCUGGGUACUUUACAGCGCGGGAGCGAGGCAUGUCUGGACCGAUCAUCCUGUUGUUCCCUCUGUGGAUUGCCAAGGAUAUGUACGCGAACAUGCACGACGAUAUGGCGAGGCGCAAGGAGGCGUUUUGUCUGGAGGUCUUCAGCGGGUUGGCGGCAAGGGGGAUGAAGAUUUCGGAUGCGUUGAUGAGUUUGUCUACGAAGACUCCAUAA